Messenger RNA from Hippocampus comes (tiger tail seahorse), 3199 nucleotides. RefSeq names its product 5-hydroxytryptamine (serotonin) receptor 2C, G protein-coupled-like 1 (gene htr2cl1). Gene Ontology annotation, molecular function: neurotransmitter receptor activity; G protein-coupled serotonin receptor activity. Gene Ontology annotation, cellular component: plasma membrane; dendrite. The record is from RefSeq and is a predicted model, not a curated record. Lineage: Eukaryota; Metazoa; Chordata; Actinopteri; Syngnathiformes; Syngnathidae. The coding region runs from base 854 to 2530 and encodes 558 amino acids. Gene Ontology annotation, biological process: serotonin receptor signaling pathway; release of sequestered calcium ion into cytosol; chemical synaptic transmission. The transcript has 9 exons.
GCGAGCCUGUGACGUAACGGGAUGCGGCCGAGCCCCCGACGACGAUUGUAUCGUGCAAGUCAAUCGACGACCGAAUCCCACUCUUGUUUCGCGUCAGCUGCAAGUAACCGUGGAGGACGUGGCACUUCGAGGAUGUAAAGAGCAAAGAGAGCGAGUGUGGAAGCCGCAAAAACGAGACGCGCCAUCAACGCGACACGUUGACGCAACAUCCCAUCUGUGAUUCAGAUGCUUGCAGCUUGCUGCUGCAGGACUGCUUUGCACAGAGGCAGCUGAGUCCAGAGCCAGAAACCAACCGAGAGCACCACGGGACGGGCACCUUGCCCUGCCAUCGCCCUCCUAUGGGAAGCGGCAAGUUGCGUCAGGAUAAGCGACUACACGUCAAAGGGACGACGUGGAGCGACUGAAGGAGGACGAAGACGACCUGGCAGGCACAGGGACACCCGUGAGACCGCCGGUCCGAAAGUGUGGACUGACAGAAGACGAAGGCGGCGGCGAGGCGGGAGCGUGACAGGAAGAGCCGGACGACGACGGGGAGGCUUACUAAUAGCGGCCACCCCUCCCCCGCCCCCCUCAAGAUCCGUCUCUGCCUGAAAAAGGAUAUCCGCGGAAGUAUCUUCGAAGCGUGGAAACACGAUGCCAUGAACGCCACUCGUCCACUUUUAAGAUCCAGACGGAGGACUUUGGAGCCGUCGUUUCCUAGCUGGAACUUUUUGGCAUGGGAGUUGAACUUGAACCUGAAAUGAUAAAUCGCAUUUCCCCGCCUGUCCUUGUUUUUAAAAUCCCCUCCAAACUGGUCAAGUGAGUCUCCCUUGAUGCCUCUCCGACCUCCGACGGGUUAAGACUCUCCUCGGCUAUGGGCAGCCUGGCGACAGCUCCCCUCGGCGGGUUCGGGACCGCCACCACUGCCGCCGCCGCUGCCUCCCCGGAGGUCGCGAGCUGGACGUCCUGGCCGAGAAACGGCUCGCCGGAGCUCAACCAGAGCCUGGCGGAGGGCGGCGGCGCCGGCAUGGCGGUGGCCAUGAGUGCCGGUGUGAACAACUUGACACGGGAGGGGGUCACCAGCUCGGCCAUGAAGGAGAAGAACUGGCCGGCGCUGCUCAUCCUGGUCAUCAUUGCGCUGACUAUCGGCGGCAAUAUCCUGGUCAUCCUUGCCGUGUCGCUGGAGAAGAAGCUCCAAAAUGCCACCAAUUUCUUCCUGAGGUCAUUGGCGGUGGCCGACAUGCUGGUGGGCAUCCUGGUCAUGCCCAUCUCCCUCAUCAACAUCCUCUACGAUUACGCCUGGCCCCUUCCCAGCACCUUGUGCCCCAUCUGGAUCUAUCUGGACGUGUUGUUCUCCACCGCUUCCAUCAUGCACCUGUGCGCCAUUUCGCUGGACCGCUACGUAGCCAUCCGCAACCCCAUCGAGCACAGCCGCUUCAACUCCAGGACCAAAGCCAUGAUGAAGAUUGCCGCCGUCUGGACCAUAUCCAUCGGUGUCUCCAUGCCCAUCCCCGUGAUCGGCCUCCACAACGAGGACAAGGUCUUUCUCAACGGCAGCUGCGUGCUCAACGAGGAGCGCUUCAUUCUGAUUGGCUCCUUCGUGGCCUUCUUCAUCCCGCUGGUCAUCAUGGUGGUGACGUACGGCCUCACCAUCCAAGUGCUGCAGAGGCAGGCCACAGUCUUCCUGUGCAAUGCAAAGACAUCCCCCCAGCAGACUUUGCAGCCCCCUGCCUCGGAGAUCCAUGUGAAUGCCCCCCCGAACCUGCCAGACCCGCCAGAGCUCAAGCCGCCGUCCGACGCCGGCAUCCUCCUCAGCGUCUCCGCGUCGGAGAGCGUCAGCAUCCUUCCCGGCUCAGAGGCCACGUCGCAGCUCAGCUCGCCGGCCGCCGGGCCCGGACGGAGCGACGCCGCCGGUUGCCACGGGCGACGGGGAAUGAUGCAGGCCAUCAAGAACGAGAGGCGGGCCUCCAAGGUGUUGGGAAUUGUCUUCUUCCUCUUCCUUGUCAUGUGGUGUCCCUUUUUCAUCACCAACGUCACUUUGGUGCUGUGCGGCGCCUCCUGUGGAGAGUCUCUGCUUCACGAGCUCCUCAACGUCUUCGUGUGGGUGGGCUACAUCUCGUCCGGGGUCAACCCGCUAGUCUACACGCUCUUCAACAAGACCUACAGGAGAGCCUUCUCCAGCUAUAUCCGCUGUCGCUACAAAGUGGGCGCCAAUCCCAACGUGGUUGGGGCCGGACAGGUCUUGAAGAACCCGCUGCUGGCCCCGCCGCCAUCCUCGCACGCCGUCACGCCGCUCCUGUCGGACGGCCACAGGAAGACUUCCGCCCAACGAAGCCGUGACAGUAACUGUCGAAACGGCGGUCAGCCAACGCCAGACCCGGAGGGCGUCACUGACGAAGGGACACGAACGGGGAGAGGCGAGGCGCCCUGCUUCACAAUAUGCCACGACGUUAGCAGGGCCUUUUCAGAAACCGAGGCCGAUACUGAGGAACAGGAGCUGUCGCUCAUCAGCUACUGCCCUGCCUCCGCGUUUCACACCAGCAGCGUGUGACAUUUUUGGACACAGACUUGUGGCUCGGCUUGAAACGUGUAGGAGGUUCUCAUCCCGGUCUUGGGAGCCAGCAGAACCCCGAAAUCGAAUGUAAAAAGACAACCGCUGGUCUGACAGCGCCAUCCAGUGGCCAUGUGGGCCCUCGAAAGUGUGUGUUUGUGUGGUGCGUGUGUUUUAAGAGAAAGAAAAGAAAACUAAAGUUCGAAAUGAUUAGGUUGUUUAGAACCUUCUCUCACACAUGCAUGCACACGCGCGUGUCUGUUAUACACACACACACACCAGGGGUAGGGAAGUCCGGUUUCCUCGAGAGCCAAAUCAUGCCUGUUUUAGAUCUCGUCCUACUCCAACACAACUGAUUCAAUUGUUCAUGAUCGUUUCAAGCCUCUACAGUGCGUGCUGAUGAAUUGGUCAUUUGAAUCAGGGGUGUUGAAGUAGAAUGAUAUCUAAAAAUAAUAUAUACACCACUCACAAAAUGUUAGUUAGGGGUAUUUGGCUUUCAGGUGUAAUUGAUGGAAAGUGUAAAAAGGUCACGCUACAUUGAUAUCAUAUCAUGGCAAGGCGUCCCACUCUUCUUGAAGGGCAGCCCUCAGGUCAUUGACGUCGGGUGCAGAGUUUCGAGGCUCUACAUGGCCACUCAGCUGAAAGUGAAAGCCAUUCCAUUUGAGGUAC